AUGGACAGGUCAUCACAUAACGUGGAUAACAACCACCGACAUCGGGACCCACCACCGCUGGGUCCCACUAAUGCUCACUUGUUUCUAUGGCAAAAACUAGUGGGCCUGAGAGGGAAUCCAAAAAAGCGAAGAGAAAAGGUGUACAUAGGCUGCGGUGCAGGAUUCGGCGGCGACAGACCAAUAGCAGCAUUUAAAUUACUCCAAAGAGUUAAAGAGCUAAACUAUAUAGUUCUUGAAUGCUUAGCAGAACGAACUCUAGCCGAUCGUUAUCAGGUGAUGAUUUCCGGUGGUGACGGUUACGAUUCUCGCAUUACUGAUUGGAUGCGAUUGUUACUGCCUUUGGCUGUGGAGAGAGGGACCUGUAUAAUUACCAAUAUGGGUGCAAUGGAUCCGGUUGGUGCACAAGAGAAGGUUAUAGAAUUAGCUACUGGUUUGGGGAUUGGUGUUUCUGUUGCUGUGGCUCAUGAGGUUUCUUCUGCUAAAUUUGGUUCUGGAUCGUCAACUGAGAAGUCAUAUAUCAUGGAAGGUGGCAUUAGCACUUAUCUUGGAGCAGCUCCUAUUGUAGAAUGCUUGGAGAAGUAUCAACCAAAUGUUGUAAUUACUUCACGGGUUGCUGAUGCUGCCUUGUUUUUAGCUCCAAUGCUUUAUGAACUAGGUUGGAAUUGGGAUGACUUAGAGGUGCUAGCAAAAGGAUCUCUGGCUGGCCACCUCCUUGAGUGUGGUUGUCAACUCACAGGAGGAUACUUCAUGCAUCCAGGUGACGAAUACCGAGACAUUUCUUUCCCUUCUCUCCUAGAUUUGUCACUUCCUUAUGCAGAAGUAUGUUUCGAUGGAAGUGUUUGUGUAGCAAAGGCAGAGGGUAGUGGUGGUGUAUUAAAUUUUAGUACUUGUGCUCAACAACUUCUUUACGAGGUUGGGGAUCCAGGUGCAUAUGUCACCCCUGAUGUGGUAAUCGAUUUCGGGAAUGUUUCAUUUCACUCAUUAUCAACACAUAAAGUUCUCUGUUCUGGUUCUAAACCAUCUGUUAGUUCAGUGCCAGAUAAACUCUUGCGCUUGAUUCCAAAGGAUUGUGGAUGGAAAGGAUGGGGAGAGAUAUCCUACGGAGGGUGUGAGUGUGUAAAACGUGCUAAAGCUGCUGAAUAUCUGGUUAGGUCAUGGAUGGAAGAAGCAUUUCCUGGUGUUAGUAGUAAUGUUGUUUCAUAUAUUAUUGGGCUCGAUAGCCUGAAGACGACUAGCAUUCAUGACAAUAGUUCAUCGCGUGGCACUAGUGAAGAUGUAAGGUUACGUAUGGAUGGACUAUUUGAGUUGAAGGAGCAUGCAGUCCAAUUUGCAACAGAGUUUACGGCUUUAUAUACAAAUGGACCAGCUGCUGGUGGUGGUAUCAGCACUGGACACAAGAAAGAGAUAAUUCUUGAAAAACAAUUGGUUGGUCGUGAACAUGUUUUCUGGCGGACUGGAGUAAAGUGCACGAAGGGAACAUGUUCAAAUGAGGAAGAAGUUGACGUUGGAAGUUUAGUGAAAACCACUGUUUGGCACGACCGAUUAUCAUCAUCUCAUCCAAAAAGUUCUUCACCAGGAAUUAAGACCUCUCCUGCUCCAUCUGGCCAGAAGAUUCCUCUUUACUCUGUAGCGCAUAGUAGGGUUGGAGACAAAGGAAAUGACUUGAAUUUUUCAAUCAUCCCACACUAUCCCUCUGAUAUUGAGAGAGUGAAGCUAAUUAUAACACCCCAGUGGGUGAAGGAAGUUGUCUCAACUCUUUUGAACACCUCUUCCUUUCCCGACUCAUUUGCCAUCAUGAAGAGAGACAAUUGGGUAAGCGAACAUGUUAAUGUAGAAAUUUAUGAAGCCAAGGGAAUCAAUUCUUUGAAUAUCGUGGUCCGUAACAUUCUAGAUGGUGGCGUCAACUGCUCUCGUAGGAUUGACCGGCAUGGGAAGACCAUCUCAGACCUUGUAUUGUGUCAGCAAGUUGUGCUGCCGCCAUGA
Molecule: messenger RNA, 1983 nt
Organism: Dovyalis caffra
Lineage: Eukaryota; Viridiplantae; Streptophyta; Magnoliopsida; Malpighiales; Salicaceae
Source: the annotation of a GenBank genome assembly